Molecule: messenger RNA, 1612 nt
Organism: Mizuhopecten yessoensis (Yesso scallop)
Lineage: Eukaryota; Metazoa; Mollusca; Bivalvia; Pectinida; Pectinidae
Product: G-protein coupled receptor moody-like
Exons: 1
Coding region: 135-1133 (332 amino acids)
Biological process (GO): G protein-coupled receptor signaling pathway
Cellular component (GO): membrane
Molecular function (GO): G protein-coupled receptor activity
Source: RefSeq, a predicted model, not a curated record
ACUAUACUCCUACGCUGAAAUCAGAUUGCAUGAAUGAAAUCAACGGCAAGAAACGACAAAUUAACAAAUGACAUCAGCAACGUCAGUUGCAGCAGAACUAAGCAUAACGAUUUACUUUGGAUACGGUUACAAAAAUGGAGCAGACGACAGUUUUAGGUAGUUGGGAUAACUCAACAUCGAAAGAGGAAAUAUCCACACGAACACUUCAUCAGGUAGGGGCACCAUUGGUUGCAACUUUAGGUUUCAUUGCCAAUACGCUUAUCUUGAUUGCCGUAUUGAAGGCGAAACUCUAUCGACAAAAUGUGAUAUUAUUUGUUCUUAAUUUGGUGAUAAACAACGCCUUGGUCUGUGCGACAAGUCUGCCGUAUAUCGCCGUCAUGGCGUUCAGCUAUUCUGGAGAGGUGAACCUGGCGCUAUGCCAAUUCAUGGGAUAUAUUACGUAUUCUAUCAUAGCUUCUGAAUUAUUGGGACUCAAUCUUGUCGCUAUCAACCGAUAUUUCCUAAUCGUCCGGUACAGGACAUAUUUAGAGAUAUAUAAUAAGAAGAAAAACAUCGCGAUCAUGAUAGCUCUCUCCUGGAUUGUGUACCCGGUACUGAUGGUGUUUCCUGCGACAAAUGUUUGGGGAAGUAUGUCAUAUGACCGCUACAAGUUUUUGUGCCAUCCGUUCAAAGCCAAUGACAGCUUUGGGAAAUUUCUCGCCGGAUUUGCGUUGCUCACCACUGUUCCGUUAAUAAUCUUUGGAUAUAUAAGUAUUCUACCAAAAGUGUUUAAAACCAACCAACAGGUGAAUCUAACCCGGAGCAACGACAAGCCUCGGAAACGGGAGGUUCGUCUGGUGUCCCUGGUAAUUGUACUGUUAAGUACAUUCUGUUUUAUGUAUUUACCAUUCGCCAUCAUGUCUAUCAUUGACCCCACCACGUCACUGUAUGACCCCAAAAUACACAUCAGCUUUGUGUAUGUUGCCUGGGCACAUUGUCUCGUGAAUCCGCUAUUGUAUGCUGUCAUGAACCGUCAGAUCCGGCGGGCCAUCAAAGACCUUUUUCUGGUGCCAGGAGGCAAGAAUGCCGUGUCCGGGAUUACUACGGUUAACCAUUCUAGAACGGACUUAACUACUAAUGAUACUGGCCUAUGAAUUUGUUCAUAGUUCUCGACGAGGAUAUUUCAGGGGACAUCUUUGAAAUUCCAGAGGUAACGCUGUCGUACGUUCUCCGCACCAUUUGGAAAAAAACUGUCAUGAGGAUACUCAGACUUGUAACUUUGAGAUUAAGCGACAUCCUAUUUCAAAGCCGGUCGAUUUUGCCGUUACGCUGCCGCGCGUUUCAUUCGAAGUACAUCAAAAUAAAACUAGCCUUCUUGUGUCAACGACGAGGUGGCGCUUACAAACCCUUCUAAUUCGUCAUGACAUAUUACAAGGAUGCAGAGAACGAAAGAUAGCUCAUGGAAUGUCGAGAAUGAUUUGGUACCGAGUAUUAUCAAAGAAAACCUCUUUAAAAGAAUCGUUUUGUUGUUGUAAAUUUCAUCCAUAUUUGUAGGAUAAGCGUAUGAUUGACAGUGUUCUGUAUGGGCUUCAUUGUAAAUAAAUGUUGCUACAAUUGGAUCGUUGUUUGUCCC